AUGGCGACAUAUAUACCCAUUGAUUCAACAGCAGUAAAUCGAGACAUGAACAAGGAGAAAAGCAACACAAAACCAAGCAUUUUAAAAUAUAAAGAGCAAAUUUACAAAUAUGUCACGCCAUCAGAGAAUCAACCAGCUGAAACAACAGAAAAGGAGACGUUGAAAUAUAAAACAUUUAAUACAUUUCCUGCACCCUUGAAGUCAGAGGAAACAGAAGAUUACCUUCAAGAAAGUAGAACUCCACAAGAGGUGCUUGUUCCAGAACCAGUUCCCCGGAAGAAGAAAGAGAAAUCAAAGGGAAAAAAGGAUCAAACUCAUGCUUGUCCAAAAGCUAGGAGAAAUCAUCUUGUGCCAUAUGAUAGUACAGAGCCAGAGGAUGAUGAUGUGAUAAGACAUAUUAUUAGGCUAAGAGAAAAGUUGGGAUGGCAAACAAUAUUACCACAGUAUAAUUUGAAAUACAAAACUCCCCAAACUACAGUUCAGAAGAUUGUUUUAAAGGAACCUUUGAAAGAUGAUGGGGAAUUUGUAUAUUGCCUUCCUCGGAAAAAUCCUAAAGUCCUUUAUAAUCCAUAUGAUCUUCAGGUGGUCUCUGCCCACAGAGCUAGACAUUGCAAAGUAUUUUGGAUUAUUACUGCUUCGUUUGUCUCAAAGGUAAUAAAGAGUGAAUAUGGUGAAGAAGAAAUAGAAUACAUACCUACCUUGGAAUGGCUAUUAGAAAGAAGAUGUUACUAUUCAUUACAGGAAUUCAAAAUAUUUUCUAAUUUUCGAAUGUGUAAAGCAUUUGUUACUUGGAAAUUGAAUGUUAAAAGAAGUAAGACAGAGAAAAGCAAGUAAGUCUUGAUAUGCUAUAUAUUUACAAAAAUUUCAAGAGAAAGCAUUACUUUAUGUAGUAUGGAAGCAGAUAUAAAUUAAUUUUCUCUCAAUGAUUCGAAAUUCUCUAUUUCUAUAAUUUGUUGUGUAAAUCUGGAUAGGUCUCGAACAUAUUCUCUUGAUGAAUUUUGUGAAGAACAGUUACAGCAAGCGACCCAAGCAUUGAAACAACUUGAGGAUAUCAGGGGUAAAGCUAUUUCAGAAAUGAAAAGUACAUUUUUAAAGAUUUUGAAUAGUAUUAAAGUGUUUGAGGAUUUGAGAAAAGUAUAUGCACCAAUAUUUGAAGUAAAUCUACACUUGAGAAUUCCUGCUAAGAGCGAUUCUUCAGAAAAUUCUAAAGAGAGCUUUCUUGAGUCUGACAAAUCCUCUGAAAAAUCUGUGACGUGUGAAGAUGAUGAAGUGUCAAAAAAUGAAGUCAGUUGUGUCAUAAAACACUCAAGUGAAGAACUCCCAAUAAUGAGACCAAAAAAAUUUAAUUACAACCUUGACGAAAUUCUUUCAGCCAAAAUUAUUCCUCUUUACCAAGAUUCCCGCCUGUCUGUCUUUACUGAUUUGAUUUCAAUGAUGGAUUUACCUAAUAAGACAGGAAGUACAAUGGACUAUAAGAAGCAAACCAAAUGGCCAGAUUGUCAGAUCCUUUUUGAAAUAGAUCCUGCCUACCAAACUAAAAUUGUGAGUCUCCUGACUGUUAUUGGUAAUUCAAUGGGCCUAGUUAAUGCUUACAGCCACAAGUUUAUAAAAUAUUGUGCUAUGGUAGCAAAGGCUAAAGUCAUGAGUAUGGAAAUACCUACGGAACAAUUAACUUCAACACAGUUUAAAAGUAUACUAGCUAACUGUAUGAACUAUCUUAAUCAUAUUGUUGAUAUGACCAUUGAGAAACGCAUUGGUAUUUUCAGUGUUUUAAGUCUUAAUUAUCAGUCAGAAUGCUUACCAUAUGUUGAGAAUAUCAUACAUAUAAGAAAUCCUCUUCUGUUAUCUGCUGGUACUCAAGUGCCUACAGCAGUGGAGACAAUCCAGGCCCUCUCCGAGGAAGCUGCCAGUUUGACUAACAAAGUUCAAACAUAUUUAAACUAUCAGGAUUGUUUGGAUGAUGCCCAAUCUCAUGUACAGUCUCUUAAUGUGGAAGAGAUAACGCAGAUUGUGCUGUCAGAGAUCUCUGACAUUGACUGUGACUUAACCUUGAGGAAAUUAUUAUGGGAUGCCCAAGAGGAAUGGGGAAAGCUGUUUCAGGAAUGGAGGAAUAGUACUCUUCACAGCAUUGACAUAGAAUCAGUGCAGACACAGGUUUUAAAAUGGACGAACAUAAUCCUUGUGCUAGAAAAAGGUUUACCUAAAAACAGCAUGGUAACACAUCUUCAGCAGUCGGUGACAGACUUUAAACAAGAGCUGCCUAUCAUCAUAGCUCUGGGAAACCCCUGUCUCAAGCCAAGGCAUUGGGAAGCACUCCAGGAGAUUAUUGGAAAGUCCGCGUCUCUUGAUAAAAACUCUACGGUAGAGAAUCUCCUAGCGCUCAAGAUGUUUCAGUAUGAAAGUGAAAUAAAUGAAAUAUCAACCUCAGCAACUAACGAAGCUGCUCUUGAAAAAAUGCUGUUUAAGGUUAUUGAACUUUGGCACACAACUCCUUUACAUUUAGUUCUUCAUCACACCGAGACUUACUCUACCUUAAUCAUUUCAUCUUUAGAUGACAUACUUGCUCAGUUAGAAGAGUCUCAAAUUGUACUUGCAACAGUUAAAGGAUCUGCCUAUACCGGUCCCAUUAAGGUUCUUGUGGAUAAAUGGGAUCAAAACUUGACUCUCUUCUCUCACACUCUUGAGGAAUGGAUGAACUGUCAAAGAACUUGGCUGAACCUUGAACCAGUCUUUAACUGUGUAGAAAUACAAAGGCAGCUCCCCGCAGAAGCAAAACUCUUCUCUCGAGUGAUUUCCAUGUGGAAAGAAAUAAUGUUAAAAAUACAGAACAAACUGGAUGCUUUGCAAAUAGCCACCUCUGCAGGAGUCCUUGAAAUUCUGCAAAAUUGCAAUGUACAUCUUGACUAUAUAAAGAAAAGUCUAGAGGACUACCUUGAACUUAAAAGAAUGGUUUUUCCACGAUUUUACUUUCUUAGCAAUGCUGAACUUCUUGACAUUCUAGCUAAGAGCAGAAACCCGGAGUCUGUACAGCCUUAUCUUGUGAAAUGUUUUGAAAAUAUAAAACAAUUACUGAUAUGGAAACAAGAACUUGGCCCUGCGAGUGUGAUCAUGUUUGUAUCUGCCGAAGGAGAAGCCCUUGUGCUGCCAAAGAAAAUUCGUGUAAGAAGUGCUGUAGAACAGUGGCUGGAUACUGUAGAGAAAAGCAUGUUUAAUGUACUAAAAAAAUUUGUAAGUCAAGGGGUUGAAGACUGGAACUACCAACCUUUUACUCAUUGGGCUGUAUCUCAUCCAGGGCAAGUGGUCCUCACUGUGCUCUGGCAUGUAUGGGGAGAUUAUAUCUUACUUUUUCAGAGCCAGAUCAUGUUUUAUAAUGAUUGUGUCAAAAGUUUUCUGAGUUCUCAUUCAAGAGAAGAGUUGGAGAAGGUCCAUGCUGGUGUGCUCUGUCGUCUAGAAGAGGUUGCAGAGCUGGUCGUGCUGGAUACUAUUAACUUGCGAACGAAAACGGUGCUAGGGGCAUUGCUUAUCCUUUAUGUUCACUGCAGAGACCUAGUGAGAGAUUUAUUACUUAAAAACAUCUUCAAUGCAGAGGAUUUUGAGUGGACAAGACACUUGCAAUAUAAAUGGAAUGCGAAACAAAAGUUGUGCUACAUAUCUCAAGGAGAUGCCAGCUUUAUUUACGGCUAUGAGUACGUGGGCUGUACCCCAAGACUGGUCAUUACGCCUCUCACUAACAGAUGCUGGCUGACUCUCACUGGAGCACUUCACUUGAAUCUAGGAGGCUGUCCCUCUGGUCCAGCUGGUAGAGGAAAAACCGAGAGUGUCAAAGAUCUAGCAAAACUAGAUCUUCCGGAUAACAUCCUACAGCUUCGACAUCAGCAGUUGCCUCUUCACCUUGUACUUUGGUUGAUGAAUACUGUAAUGUCUUGUAGGUUUGUACUGGAAGGAAGAGAAAUUCGUAUCAAUAUGUCUUGUGCAGUUUUUAUCACCAUGAAUUAUGGAGGUCGAGUAGAUCUUCCAGAUAACUUAAAAUCUCUAUUUCGCCCAGUGGCGAUGAUGACUCCCCAUUAUCAAAUGAUUGCUGAAAUAAUGCUGUUUUCAGUUGGUUUCAAAUCUGCAAAAUCACUCUCCCGAAAGCUAGUUAACCUUUACGAACUAGCUAGCAAAGAGCUCUCACAACAGGAUCAUUAUAAUUUUGACCUGAGGACUCUGAAGACAAUUAUAAUAAUGGCUGGAAAGAAGAAACAGGAGUUUAAAUGGGGAGGAGCUCUGGUGCAGGCCAAGAAAGCAAUAUCUAUUGCAACACAGCAUUUGGGCUUACAACAAUGGCCAGCUCAGAAAGAAAAAAUCAUACAGUUUCAUAAUCAACUUCAGGCUUGUGUUGGUGUGAUGUUAGUGGGCCCAACAGGUGGAGGAAAGACGACAGUCAGAAGAAUUUUAGGAAGAGCAUUAAUAUUAUUACCAAAUGAAAGUUUAUUAUUGAUCGAAGAAAGAGACUCUCUUUCCCAGAUUUCAGGAAUAAAAGGAAGAGUAGAUAUUUGUGUGUUAAAUCCAAAGUGUAUUACUCUUGAUGAACUAUAUGGACACCUGGAUCCUAAUACUAUGGAGUGGACUGAUGGAUUAUUAUCAUCAACAAUUCGAAAUUAUGUAUAUUUUAACACUACAGGGAAUUCAAAGAAAGACAGUGAUCUUAGACCAAAGUCAAGAAUCUCGGAUUUAUCUGAUGUUUUCAAACUUGAUUCCUCUGAUACAGCAGAUAUCGAUGAUAAUAUUUUUGAGGAGAUGAAGAAAAAUGUUAAAAUUCCAGAAAGUCAGAACUUCGAUUGGCAGUGGAUUGUCCUAGAUGGUCCAGUGGAUACCUUUUGGGUCGAAAGUCUAAACUCUGUGCUGGAUCACACUCAAACGUUAUGCCUAGCAAACAGUGAGAGAAUAGCUUUAACUAAUAAAAUAAGAGUGAUUUUUGAAGUCGACAGUCUCUCUUAUGCCAGUCCUGCUACUGUCAGCCGAU
Molecule: messenger RNA, 5005 nt
Organism: Hipposideros armiger (great roundleaf bat)
Lineage: Eukaryota; Metazoa; Chordata; Mammalia; Chiroptera; Hipposideridae
Product: dynein heavy chain 14, axonemal-like
Exons: 34
Biological process (GO): microtubule-based movement
Cellular component (GO): dynein complex
Molecular function (GO): dynein intermediate chain binding; ATP binding; dynein light intermediate chain binding
Source: RefSeq, a predicted model, not a curated record